AUGUUUGGGAUUCAGGAGAAUAUUCCGCGCGGGGGGACGACCAUGAAGGAGGAGCCGCUGGGCAGCGGCAUGAACCCGGUGCGCUCGUGGAUGCACACGGCGGGCGUGGUGGACGCCAACACCGCCGCCCAGAGCGGCGUGGGGCUGGCGCGGGCGCACUUCGAGAAGCAGCCGCCUUCCAACCUCCGGAAAUCCAAUUUCUUCCACUUCGUGCUGGCGCUCUACGACAGGCAGGGGCAGCCGGUGGAGAUCGAAAGGACCGCUUUUGUGGACUUUGUGGAGAAAGAGAAAGAGCCAAACAACGAGAAAACCAACAACGGCAUCCACUACAAACUGCAGUUGUUGUACAGCAACGGAGUCAGAACAGAGCAGGAUCUGUAUGUUCGCCUCAUAGAUUCAAUGACCAAACAGGCCAUCGUCUACGAGGGCCAGGACAAGAACCCGGAGAUGUGCCGCGUGCUGCUGACCCACGAGAUCAUGUGCAGCCGGUGCUGUGACAAGAAAAGUUGUGGCAAUAGAAACGAAACACCCUCAGACCCUGUGAUCAUUGACAGGUAA
This is a messenger RNA of Propithecus coquereli (Coquerel's sifaka), 558 nucleotides long. RefSeq names its product transcription factor COE3-like. NCBI's taxonomy places the organism in Eukaryota, Metazoa, Chordata, Mammalia, Primates, Indriidae. Gene Ontology annotation, molecular function: DNA-binding transcription factor activity, RNA polymerase II-specific; RNA polymerase II cis-regulatory region sequence-specific DNA binding. Gene Ontology annotation, biological process: regulation of transcription by RNA polymerase II. The coding region runs from base 1 to 558 and encodes 185 amino acids. The transcript is spliced from 6 exons. The record is from RefSeq and is a predicted model, not a curated record.